UAAACAGCUAUUUUAUGAGAACACUCAGAGAAUUUACACAUAUACAAGUCAAGUGUCUAAACUAAGAGGAUGUCUUGGCUUGGGAUUGCUUUUAUCUGUUUGAGUGGCAUUUUAGUUUCAGGUCAGAGCCCCAACUGUUGUCCGGAUGGCUGGCUGUCAUUCCAAUCAUAAUGCUACCAUCUCACGCACGACAUUUACGAAGACUUUUUUGAAUCAGAGAAUUAUUGCAGAAACCAUGGUGGCCACCUCGUGAAUGUUGGAAGCAAAGCCGAAGACGACUUCCUGAAACAGUUCAUGGCAAGACUUAACGCGACAAUAUUUUGGAUGGGACUUACAGACGAAAUAUCGGAAGGGCGCUGGAUAUGGCGGGACACGGGGUUGGAGCCCACAUACACGGGGUGGAGCCCGGGGGAGCCAAACUCGUUUCAGGGGGAGAAUGAGGACUGUUCUAUCUUCUACGUUACCACGAACUACGCCUGGGCCGACGCCUCUUGUCUUGGGAAAUUUCCGCCAUGUUGUGAGAUAGAUUUGAGCAAUAGUGGGGGUGUUGUCGGCUAGAACCUACCUUCGUCAUGUUCUCGGCUAGAACCUACAUUUAUCAUGUUCUGGGCUGUUAUAAACGUUUAGUUCAAGACUAAUUAAAUCUUUUUCGACCAUU
Messenger RNA from Mya arenaria, 658 nucleotides. Its product is annotated as C-type lectin domain family 4 member D-like. Lineage: Eukaryota; Metazoa; Mollusca; Bivalvia; Myida; Myidae. The transcript is spliced from 5 exons. The record is from RefSeq and is a predicted model, not a curated record. Gene Ontology annotation, molecular function: signaling receptor activity.